AACUUUGGCAGGAGGUUGUUUAAACACGCUUUUCCAGCUCACGCACACACAAGCCUAGACACAAUGCUUCUACAGAGCCUAUGGGACUUCAUAUUGGGGUAUCAUGCGUGGCUCAGAUCGCCUUUCUUCCCUGUACUUUUCUCUCUCAGCGUCUACCUCGCCUUCUGCCUGCCCUUCGUGGUGCUGGACCUCCUCUCUCCCAGGCUGGCCUGGAUCAGGACCUUUAAGAUCCAGCAGAAAAGCCACGUCUCCUGGACUAUGAUGUGGAGCUGCCUGGCUCACUCCCUCUACAACCAUGUGGUGUUCCUCUUCCCUCUCACUGUGCUGCACUGGUACUGGAGACCAGCCAGCUUCAUAGCCGAGGCCCCCGGGACGUUGCGUCUCAUCUGGGACGUGGUCGCCUGCCUCCUGCUCUUCGACUUUCAGUCCUUCAUCUGGCAUCUGCUGCACCACAAGGUGCCCUGGCUGUACCGGACAUUCCACAAGGUGCACCACAAGCACACGACAACCUUCGCCCUGACCACUGAGUACUCUGGGGCCUGGGAGACCCUGUCUCUGGGCUUCUUCGCAUCGGUCAACCCUCUACUGCUGGGCUGCCACCCCCUAACGGAGAUGCUCUUCUAUGUACUGAAUAUCUGGCUUUCUGUGGAGGACCACUGUGGCUAUGACCUGCCCUUGUCCACGCAUAGACUGGUGCCCUUUGGGCUCUACGGUGGAGCUCCUCACCAUGACAUGCACCACCUGAAGUUCAAAUCCAACUACGCUCCGUACUUCACACACUGGGACAGGCUUUUUGGGACCUUGCACAAGAGCUCGGACUGAAUUUUUGCACAGAAGAAAGUGCAAAUGGACAUGUUGAAUAUCUUUUAUGUUAAAAGGAUUGGGGAUGCCGGAUGUAGGCUCUUUGUGAUGUAUUGUAUCAUAUGCUGAUGUUAUUUAUCAUAUUUAAGAUAGAGCUGUCUUUAAUCAAAGUAUUUAUUUAAUCGAAUGGGUUAUUUAUAAUAGCAGAUUUUCUAUGACUCUUGUAUAUGAAGGUUAUCUCUAAAGAUUCAUGCUAUGGACUCUAUGAUUUACAAACAUAUAUUGUUGUAUGUGGAUCAGUUAUAGGUCACAUUUCAAAACUGAAAACAUUAACCAGUUAAGGCCUUUGAUGCCAGUUAUUGAAUUUGACUGGGAUUGAAUGACUGAAGACUAUUGUAAAUGUUUGUGUUGACUUCUCAGUGCUACUGGGUGAGCAUCACUGAACAAAAUGUUCAGCUGUUUUAAGCUGUUUUAAGCUGUAUGCAUUAUUAAAAAAGGGAUAAACCCCUCAUUUUUGUUACAUAACAAGAAGCAAUAAAAGUCAUAUCAGAAAUCUA
Messenger RNA from Coregonus clupeaformis (lake whitefish), 1358 nucleotides. RefSeq names its product cholesterol 25-hydroxylase-like protein. The transcript has a single exon. Bases 64 to 822 code for a protein of 252 amino acids. Lineage: Eukaryota; Metazoa; Chordata; Actinopteri; Salmoniformes; Salmonidae. Gene Ontology annotation, biological process: sterol biosynthetic process; cholesterol metabolic process. Gene Ontology annotation, molecular function: C-4 methylsterol oxidase activity; iron ion binding; steroid hydroxylase activity. The record is from RefSeq and is a predicted model, not a curated record.